AUGGUUGAUAGAGAGAAAUCGAAUCAGGCUUGUUCCCAAGGGUUGAGUGAGAGAUUGAAGGAAGAUAGAAUAAGCGAAUUACCUGAUCCGUUGAUAUGUCACAUACUUUCUCAUCUUCCAACAAAAGAAGCUGUUUCCACAAGCGUUUUGUCCACCAGAUGGAAGACUCUCUGGCUUUGGGUUCCUAAGUUGAAACUGGAUUUCAGAGAAAUCCGAGAUUUCAAUGCCUUCGUGAGUUUUGGUGACCGGUUUUUCGAUUCCAGUAGGGUUUCAUGGAUAGACAAACUCAAGUUAACUAUUGGUAAACAUGAUGAUGAUGAUGGUUUUAAAGAUACAUCUUAUAUCACUUCAUGGAUUGAGGCUGCCGUAAAGCGUAAGGUCCAACAUCUACGUGUUGACUUUUAUCUAAGGCUUUAUUAUGAGAUGCCCAUAAGCCUUCAUGUGUUUGAGAAACUGGUAUCUUUAAAGCUGUUUUGUGUAAAAUUGAAUGAUGUCGAGUUUGUUUCCUUCCCUUGUCUGAAGACUAUGGAUUUAGCUUGUGUUUGCCUUUCCAAGCUUUCCAAUGAUGCUUUUGAGAGACUUGUCUCUUGUUGUCCUGUCUUGGAAGACUUAGAAAUUGUCCAUUGUUGGAAUGUUCCUCAACACCUUCGGGUGCAGUCUCGGUCACUUAAGAUGCUCAAUAUCGGUCACACCUUCGGGUGUAGUCAGAUUGAAAAUGGUCAGGGAGUUGUCAUUGAUGCUCCUCUAUUAUGCUGUUUAAGUAUCAUUGAUGAUCGAUCAAAAAGCUUCAUAGUUAACAAUAUGGAGUACAAUGCCAAGUUAGAAGUUGAUGUCACCUUUGGUUUAAAGGUUACUGACGAAGCAAGCAUUUCAUCGGGGAGAAGUCUCAUCCGUAGUUUUCUGUCAGGGAUCUCGAAGGUCGGGGAUUUGACGAUACAUCCGCAGACUUUCAAGGUUAUUAUAUCGGUUGAUGUCUGUAGGCGUAGGCUUGCCUUUCAUAUGUUCCCUUAUCAUUUGGGUCUUGUGAGUACAAAGGAAUGA
Messenger RNA from Camelina sativa (false flax), 1041 nucleotides. The record is from RefSeq and is a predicted model, not a curated record. Lineage: Eukaryota; Viridiplantae; Streptophyta; Magnoliopsida; Brassicales; Brassicaceae.